Molecule: messenger RNA, 3402 nt
Organism: Metopolophium dirhodum (rose-grain aphid)
Lineage: Eukaryota; Metazoa; Arthropoda; Insecta; Hemiptera; Aphididae
Product: nuclear RNA export factor 1-like
Exons: 14
Coding region: 174-2492 (772 amino acids)
Biological process (GO): poly(A)+ mRNA export from nucleus
Cellular component (GO): cytoplasm; nucleus
Molecular function (GO): protein binding; RNA binding
Source: RefSeq, a predicted model, not a curated record
AUGCUCUAAUCACGUUCUCUCUUUUUUUGUGCGCUGCGCCUGUGCGACCGCGACACUGUGACGCACUGACGUGACUAUUCGAGUGUUGUUCAGUUGUUUACUGUUUAGUCGCGAACGGUGCUAUAGUGCGUAAUCUCCGUAAUUGCAGAUUUUUGUAGGACUUGCUGAACGCGAUGGCUGGUAGAUCACGAGGACGUAACAGCAAUGGCAGGUUCCAUAACGCCAAUCCACGUAGUGAACGGAGUAAUGAUCAUGAUGAUCGAACUUCAAGACCUAGCACUAGUCGAGGAGGUGGUGGAUACUCAGAUCGUCAUGCUUUUAAUAAAAAGGUGACAUUCAAAGCAAAUCAACGUGGAGGUAAUCAUUUUCGUAAAAGUUGGGAAAGUAAAACUGAUUUGGUCCGUGAUCAACUGGAUAGUGAAUUUCCUAAUCGAAAUGGCCCAUCUAGAAAUAAUACUGGUCGACGAUCUUUUCCUGAAAGAAAUCAUGGCCGUGGUGGUAAUGGUAAUUUCAGAAACUUAUCAUGGGCUUUGAAAGAAAGUAGUACUGGAUGGUAUUCAGUAUUUGUGCCAAAUGUUGAAGAUUGUGACGAAGUCCUUAAAAUAAUACAAACUUAUAUCACACCUGUUGUGUUUUAUCCAUACAAUAAACAAUAUUUUGAUAAUGCUUUAAGAUUUCUUGUUGAUGAUUUUAAAGUUGCUAAAACAUUGCACAACACUAGUUAUAAGAUAACACAAAGAGAUGAUCGAAAAUUAGUUAUAAAGGUGUGUAUAUAUUUGCCUCCACGUGGUCCUAUAUCAUUCACACCAGUAUCCAGUGAAGUGAGAGAAAAAAUGAUAGAAGCCAUGGCGACUCGUUACAAUCCUAGUACCAAGAGUUUAGAUUUGUCACAAUUCUAUGCUUGUUCACUGUUUACCAAUAAUCAAUUAUUUGUACCAUUAAAUCGACCAGCUGUUCUUUUGGCAGCACUCAACAUGGUUGCUCAACAUACCAAGCAUGACUUGUACGGUUUAAGUCUUGAAAAUAAUCACAUAUAUUUAGGUGAAGGCCUUAUAUGGAUACGUAGGUUGUUCCCUGAACUGAAAGUGUUGGAUUUAGCUGGCAACAAAUUUUCUGAUUUAAAAGAGCUAAGGUGUCUCUCAGGUUACACUAUUCAUGAGCUGAACUUAUCCAGAAAUCCUGUGUGCAAUACAGAGGACAAAGAGCGUUACAAACGGGAUGUACAACAAUUUUUUCCCAUGCUAAACAAGUUGGAUAACUCAGAACUGCCGUCUCGGUACAGUGCGAUUAUUGGAUCCAAGUUUAAAAUGCCGAUUAACUUGGGUAACAGUUAUCCAAUACCAGAAGGCCAUAAUCCUGAACUGCCAAAUCCAGUAACGACUUUAGUAGAAUCAUUUCUCACUCAAUAUUAUGUAUUAUACGAUAACCAAGUGUCUAGACAAAUGGUAUCGGAAGCUUACCAUGAAAAUGCCAUAUUCACGUUAUCCAGUUGUUUUCUAUUUAAAAAUGUUAAAGGUAGCUUAUCACAGUAUCUACCUGAAAGCAGAAAUUUUUUGAAAUCUGACCGAAACAGACAUGGAAGACGUCGGUAUUUGCAUAAAGGCAAACAAGACAUAAUAAACUUUUUAGACAAGUUACCUAAAACCAAGCAUGAUAUUGGUUCAUUCAUAGUUGAUGUACCAUUGGCAACUGCUGCUAUGGUUCAGAUUGUAGUGAACGGUGUGUUUGCUGAAGAUUUUAAAGAAACCAACUAUAGACACGUAUAUCGAUCAUUCUGCAGAACAUUCUGUAUAGUGCCGAUUGGGAGUGGUUGGAGUAUAAUUAGCGAUAUGUUAUUUGUAACAACAGUCACUGAUGAGUUAUUAUUAGAGUCUUCAAAACGGUUCCAUAUUUUCAAACCAAAACCAGUGUCAUCCAAAAAAAAUAACUCAAAUGGCAACACUAACCAAAAUGGAACAAUGUUUAUGGAGGAUACAGAUGAAAUGGCUGGCAUGGAAUCAUCAUCAUCCUAUCAACAGCCUCCCACACCCAGCUACCCACCACCAUCGUAUCAGCAAUCCACAUUUUCAUCUUAUCAGCCUUCACCAAUGACGCCUCCUAUUAAUCCACAACAACCAUCACCUUAUCAAGGAGGCAUGCAGACAUCUACUCCACAGAUCCAACAAAUGGCGCCUGCAGCAACAGAAAAUUUCCAACCAGACUCUCAACAGCAGUCAAAUGCCUCAUUCCCUAUGUUCAACACAAUAUCACCAUCAACUACUGCUUCCUUGCCUGUAAAUCAAUUGUCGACUGAAGUGCCUGUAAAUUUGAUGAGGGAUACUAAUGCUAAUCCCGAUAAGUUGACUAUGAUUAAGAGUUUUUCAAAUGAGUCUGGAAUGAAUAAUGAAUGGGCUGAAAAGUGUUUAGUAGAAAAUGGUUGGGAUUAUGCUAAAGCGGCUUUAUGUUUUUCAGACCUAAAAGCUAAUAUUCCACCUGCGGCUUUCAUACAUUAAUUAGGAUAAUUUGUUAUACAUGAGUCUUAAACAAAACAUAAUUAGUUCUACUUUCAUGAUGUCGACAUUUAGUAUAAAAUUGUUUUGGUUUAUUCUUCUAAUGUCUAUUAUAAUAAUUAAAAAAAAAAAAUGUAAACCUGCUAUUGUGAAACAACCAAAACCAUUUUUCAUAAUAUUUUAUUAAGUUUUUUUUUUAAAAAUGGUUUUUAAGAUUCUUGGUCUAUGGAAACAAAAAUGAUGGAGAAAACUGUGUUUAUUAUGACAAUAAAAAAAAUGACAAAAACUACCAAAAAUGAAAAACAAAUUACUAAAGAGGGUUAAAAAUUGUUUUUUGACCGAUUACUUUUAUUAUUAAUGCCUUGUAGGCAAUGAAGGAUUAUUUAGUAUACAGACUGCAUAGAAGUCUAAUAUUAAUGACCUGGAAAGAUUGAUUUUCAUAUGGACCAAGAACUGGAUCUAAAAACCGAGAAAGUAAUUUUAAUAAAAAUGGUUUUGAUUGUUAAACUGUAAAUGGUAUGUUUGAGGGAAAAAACCAAUUAAUGAAAAUUAAAAGAAACAUCCUUAUUUUUACUGUAAUACAAAAAUAAUUUAAGAAAUAUAUUAAUGAAAGAAAUGUAAAUAAUUGUACUUUGUAACACAUACUACCUACCUUAUAUUUGCAUUAUUUAAUUUUUUUUAAAUGAGUGAUUGUUUUAAAUAAAUUUAAAAUUAUUGUAAUUUAAUUGUUUAAGACGCCGUUGUGACCUUUUUCCAACAUACAUGGUUGAUCAUGUAAUGAUUUCUUUUAAUCAUUGAAAUCAAUUAAAUAUAAAUUAAAAUAUGAUACUUGAAAUAAAUUUACUAUGUAAAUAAUAUCUUGUUGUUCUCACAUAUAAUUAUUAGUAUUAUAAUAAAAAUUAUUUUUACACUA